GACUUCCGGCGCGACGUGGAAUCGGCGGCGGCGGCGGCGAGGAAAGGUGGCCGCGCGCGAUGCAGGGGGCGCGGCACGUUGUGUGCGCCGUGUCGGGCGGGGUGGACAGCGCUGUGGCCGCGCUGCUGCUGAGGCGGAGAGGUUACCAGGUGACAGGGGUGUUUAUGAAGAACUGGGACUCACUGGAUGAGCAUGGAGUUUGCACGGCUGACAAAGACUGCGAAGAUGCUUACAGAGUUUGCCAAAUCCUAGACAUCCCCUUCCAUCAAGUGUCCUACGUGAAGGAGUAUUGGAAUGAUGUGUUCAGUGAUUUUUUAAAUGAAUAUGAAAAAGGAAGAACUCCCAAUCCUGACAUAGUCUGCAACAAGCAUAUCAAAUUCAGUUGUUUUUUUAAUUAUGCUGUGGAUAAUCUUGGAGCAGAUGCAGUCGCUACGGGUCACUAUGCAAGAACGUCCCUGGAGGAUGAAGAGGUCUUUCAGCAGAAGCACAUUAAGAGGCCAGAAGGGCUUUUCAGAAAUCGAUUUGAAAUUAGAAAUGUGGUAAAACUUCUCCAAGCAGCUGACAGCUUUAAAGACCAGACCUUCUUUCUCAGCCAGGUUUCCCAGGAUGCCCUGAGGAGAACCCUCUUCCCCCUGGGGGGAUUAACGAAAGAUUUUGUAAAGAAAAUAGCUGCUGAGAAUAGUCUUCAUCAUGUGCUUCAGAAAAAAGAGAGCAUGGGCAUCUGUUUCGUUGGUAAAAGAAAUUUUGAAAAUUUCAUUCUUCAGGUGAGUGGUUUUUGGUGCAAAAGGAUGCAGCCACGUUUCUGCUCUGGACCGGGAUCCGUUAGUAAUGAGACGUUUGUUUUCCAGUACUUACAGCCUCGACCUGGUAAAUUUAUUUCUAUAGAAGACAAUAAAGUUCUGGGAACGCAUAAAGGUUGGUUCCUGUAUACUUUGGGCCAGAGAGCCAAGAUAGGUGGCUUACGGGAGCCCUGGUACGUGGUGGAGAAGGACAGCGCCAGGGGCGACGUGCUCGUGGCCCCCCGGACAGACCACCCGGCCCUGUACAGGGACCUGCUGCGGACCGGCCGCGUGCACUGGGUGGCGGAGGAACCGCCCGCAGCCCUGGUCCGCGACAAGAUGAUGGAGUGCCACUUCCGGUUCCGCCACCAGAUGGCGCUAGUGCCCUGCGUGCUGACCCUCAAUCAAGACGGCACUGUGUGGGUGACGGCCGUGAAGGCCGUGCGGGCUCUCGCCCUGGGACAGUUCGCUGUGUUCUACAAAGGGGGCGAGUGCCUGGGCAGUGGGAAGAUCCUGCGCCUGGGGCCAUCCGCCUACACACUCCAGAAGGGCAGGAGCACACCCAGUAUGGCCGUGGAGGGCUCCGGCAGCGGCCGGGGUGACAGCCCGGGCCGGGGUACCACGCUCUGACAGAGGCCGAGCGGCUGCUGCGGAGCUCGCGGGAGGAGACGUGGAGGAGCGGAGCCGGGGGCAGGGCCGCCGGGGGCUCGGCCACUGCUGCCCGCACCUGCCGCCCCAGUCCUGGCCCGGCCGGCCAAGCUUCCGGGCCGCUUCAGAGCCAGGGAGAGCCCGUCCUCUCUGCUCGCUGGCCGGCGGGUCUGUCCCAAGUGCCCCAUGGGUGGAGUUCCUCUUUCGCACCCCCUAGAAAGAGACAUUUGGAGGGGGAUGGCUGGGCUGCAGGGGCAGCACCCAAUAAAAACUCUGUCCGGGGUCUGGAUUCUGAUGGCUUCCAGUGGGGUGGGGCCUGGGUGGGCCGUCCCGGGGGCUCCACGGCACUGGCCACGUGUGGGGAGGCGGGUGUGUGUGCUGCACGGGAGAGCGAUGGAAUCCCCCCUUCCUCCGCCUCCGUUCACGGCUGUGCCCACCCUUACCUGUGGUAGAGAACGUGUGACGGGCCUUGAGCUGAGUCCCAGCCUGCAGGGUGUCUGAGGGGGACAGUGGGGCCUUGAGGCCACUCUGAGGGGCGGCGGCUCUGCCCCGAGUCCAGGCAGCUGCGCGGGAGCCUCCCCUCCCCCUGCAGAGUGCCCGGCACCCUGGCCAGUCACGUCGAGAGCUGAAGGGUAGCUUAUAGACAAGGGAAGUUUAUUUCUCACGGUUGUGGAACCUGGAAGUCUGAGGUCAGGGUGCCGGCUCCGACGGGGGAGGGUCCUCUUACGGGUGGCCGGUGGCCGUCUUCUCGCUGUGUCUUAGCGUGGUGGAAGGGGCAGGGGUUUUUCUGGGACCCCCCCACCCCCGGCCGUGCCGCGCAGCUUGUGAGAUCUCCGUUCCCCCACCAGGGACUGAACCCGGGCCCUCGGCAGUGAAAGUGCUGCAUCCUAACCACUGGACCACCAGGGAGCUCCCUGUGGCCUCUGAAGAACACCUGUCCGCUUCGUGAGGGCCCCACCCUCAAGACCCAAUGGCCGCCACCACCUCAGGGCUAGGGUUUCAACCUGUGCCCUUCGGGACACAAACACACGCCAUAGAGCAUGUGCGCGUUUAGUGCGGUGGGCGGCUCGCCGGGCGCUGAGUGGCAGAUGAGAGCACCUUGGGAGCUGGCUCUGGCCGCGGGCAUCUUGGGGUGGCCGUUGUCCUGCCGUGGGCGGUUGAAAGGCCCGCUGCGGAGCCACCGCAGGACUUGGAGGCGGGAGGCUUGGAGAUGCUCCACCGGGCCUCUCCCGGGGGAGCGGUCAGCUGGGUCAGGCGGGGGUUGGCCCCGUCUGGGGAGCCGCCACGGUGGGAGGAGGGGCGGGUGGAGGCAGUCGGCAUGGACACAGGCCAGCAGAGGGGAGGCCGCCCUUCUAGCCUCCAGACGGCUCUUCCCGUCCUGCCAGCCCGACGCCAGGCCUCCAGCCAGCUCGGCCAGUGGAGGCGGGAGGAGGGAGCACAAGCCUGCCGCUGCCCCAGGGUCACCAGGCCUCACCCUUGGCUGCGCCCAUGGCAGCCUCCGGGCCGCAGUACCACCUUCUCUCUGGGGGCACAGCUGACAGACUCUGGGAGGCCUCUGGGCAACGCCUCAGAGACUCAGGUGUAGCUGUUGGCCAGGGGGCACCACUGGGCCGAGUUCGUGGCCUGGGCCUCUGGCUUCCCCCAGACUCCAGGGCUGCACCCCCAGGUGACCUUCAGAGGGGCUGGGGCUGAGAAGUGGGUGGGCUUCCCCUCCCCCUUUCCCACACAGGUGCCCCGCUGCCAGGGCCCGGUCACUCCCACACCAUCGAUAACGAGAGAAGGGGCCAGAGCCGGAUGCUUUCACGCACCGACUCCCGGCCUUUGAUGUAAACAAGAGCUUCCCCGCACCCACCCACCCCCUCCUCUCCCCACAUCAUUUCCAGGGUAAUCUCAGCGAGACAGACCCUAGAACCGGGCCUGUGCUUCGCUCCUUGAAGGCUCGGGUCAGGGUCAACCCCCGGGGCCUGUCUUCUGCCCACGUCCCCAGAAGCCUUUGCAAGCCCCAGACCUCCCUGCACCCCCAGUGUCUACAGGCUUGACCCAAGGAUGGCCCCAACCUCUGGAGCUGUGUGGCCAGCACUGGGGCAAGGACUCCAAGAGAGGCCUGGGAAGGGGGGGCCCUGUGGGCUGAAGAGUGUGUGGGAUCCCCCACUGUCUUCUCUUUGCUCCCACUGAUUUUCCCCAAAGGUAGCCCCAGGUGGGUGGAAGUGAGGCAGUGCAGGCAGCUAGAACCCUGGAAGAAACCCAUCUUUUUGGAUAGAGGAACCAAGAAAAGGGGCCCUAGGAGUAACAGUGUGUGAGGCAAAUCCCAGAGAGGAGAGAGUGCUGGCGGAAUGGACCCCUCGCUUUCCAUAUAUACUGAACAGGUGCUGGCUCACCCUGAGUUGGAACAGACCCAAAGCAGCAUAUGAAAGGCUUUGAGGGCAGAACGGACAUAAACCACCCCAAGUCCUAGACUAACCGAGUGACAGGUGUGCAGAGUGGACCCAAGGCGGCACAGCAAAGUCACAGCCACAGGAGACAGAACUUGUGGUCUGAACCUAAUGGGGUUGACUGCAUUCUAGAACAAACAACUGACAUCUGCCAGCGGAUCUUAACAGGACCCUGAGGCUCAUGAUGUAACUGAAUCAAAGAUGUCAAUCAAGGAUUCAGUUUGAAAUUAGCCAGCCUACAAAGAACCAGGAAACACCAAGAGAAAAGAAAACAGAUUGCGGCCCCAAGAUGACCCAGAUGCCCAAAUUACCAAGGAAUUUAAAGCAUCUGUUAUAAUCAUGCUCUAUGAGGUAAAGGUAAACACUCUUGAAAUUCACGGAAAACUAGAAGUCUUCAGUAGAGAAAUAAAAGUAAUAAAAAGGAACCAAAUGGAAAUUUUAGAACUUAAAAUUACAAUAUUUUAAGUUAAAAAAAAAUCACUGGAUAGGCUCAAUAGCAGAAUGGAGAUGAUAGAGGAAAGAAUCAGUCAACUUGAAAAUUGAUCACUAGAAAUGAUCUAAUCUGAAGAACAGAGAAAAAAAGAGUGAAAACAGAUGAACAAAGCCUCAGGAACCAGUUGUGUUCACUGGCGUCCCAGAAGGACAGGAAAAAGAGAUUGGUGCAGGAAAAUAAUUUUGAAGUGUGAGGUGCAAGAGUCUGGAUGAGCAGGAAAUGAAUAGAAAGUUCCGGAAUGGCUCCUGCUCCCCCCCGGCUUGUCAGCAUCCUGUACAUGGUCCCUUUUCUAGGGCUGCCUUAGGAAGGGGCGGGAACAUGGAUGCAGGAGUGGGGGUAAAACCAGACAGCAGAAGUACAAAUUCAAAAAAAUCUUAAUUUAUUGUAGACUCUUUCCUCAUUUGUGUUGCAAUUCCAGUGUUCUGAACAUUAAUAAAUACA
Balaenoptera acutorostrata (minke whale) is the source of this 4793-nucleotide messenger RNA. It is a transcript of the gene TRMU, whose product is annotated as tRNA mitochondrial 2-thiouridylase. Gene Ontology annotation, biological process: tRNA wobble position uridine thiolation. Gene Ontology annotation, molecular function: sulfurtransferase activity. Lineage: Eukaryota; Metazoa; Chordata; Mammalia; Artiodactyla; Balaenopteridae. The transcript has 11 exons. The coding region runs from base 60 to 1409 and encodes 449 amino acids. Gene Ontology annotation, cellular component: mitochondrion. The record is from RefSeq and is a predicted model, not a curated record.